Messenger RNA from Exserohilum turcica Et28A, 874 nucleotides. RefSeq lists its product as uncharacterized. The record is from RefSeq and is a predicted model, not a curated record. The transcript is spliced from 3 exons. Gene Ontology annotation, cellular component: eisosome; plasma membrane. Bases 97 to 645 code for a protein of 182 amino acids. Gene Ontology annotation, biological process: protein localization to plasma membrane; eisosome assembly. Lineage: Eukaryota; Fungi; Ascomycota; Dothideomycetes; Pleosporales; Pleosporaceae.
AAAAAAAGCGUCUCGUCUGCCACAAAGAAAACACUUAUCCAUCCAACACACUCCCAUACCCUCGCGCUCGUUCUUCCCGCAAUAUUUCACGCAAAUAUGGUGUCUUCAAUCUUCAGCUUUGUGCUUCGCGGCGCACAAGCCCUCUUCGGCAUUGUUGUCCUCGGUCUGAGCGUAACACUGAUCCGCGGCCACCACUGGGGCGAUCUUCCCGCCAGUCUCGGUUUUGGCACUUUUAUCGGCGGUCUCUCGUUUGUAGCUGCGCUUGCCGGGGUAGCUGGGAUCUGGUUUGAAUUUCUGGGCGGCAUGGUUGGACUUGUUAUUGAUAGCGUGGUUGCGCUGGUCAAUCUUGCUGGUGGAGUGCUGUAUGCCAUCAAGCUCAAGGGCGUCAAGUGCGAUGGGAAUCCCCAAGAUACGGAAAACGUGGUGAAGCUGCUCAAAAACGAAUGGUUCAAUGGCGGCUGCAGAAAGUACAACGGCAAGUUGUUCUGCUGGAAUGGAUCCAACCACACUGCCAAGCAAUUUCUGGAUACGUGUGUGGGCCACUGCAAGGAGGCUCAGGCCGACACUGUCUUUAUGUUUCUGACAGCUGUUGUCGCCAUUGUCUGCGGGCUGCUGGUGUGGCUGAGGAUGAGGAAGGGUUACUAAGUGGAACAGCAAAGGCUCCACAUAUCUCAACCCCCAAAUCCUCACUACAACUCUAAUCAGUCCCUGAGAAUGUUUUCCACGACACUUUCCCCAUCCCACUAUACCCAAGUAUCCGUAUACCCAAUUCGCUAUCCUUAUAGUCCCCCCCAAUCGUCCCGAGCAAGAAAACGCAAAGCACGAAGAGGCACAUGAUGAAUAUUUUACACUCAACAAAAAUAAAUAAUCUACC